Messenger RNA from Penicillium crustosum, 331 nucleotides. RefSeq lists its product as uncharacterized. Bases 86 to 325 code for a protein of 79 amino acids. The transcript has 3 exons. NCBI's taxonomy places the organism in Eukaryota, Fungi, Ascomycota, Eurotiomycetes, Eurotiales, Aspergillaceae. The record is from RefSeq and is a predicted model, not a curated record.
GUUAUAUCCGCGACAAACCUCACUUUGCCUCUUCCUUUUACACGUCUCUCUAUUUGAAUAUAUUGACUACGUUGAACCACCCAAUAUGCCACUCGUUGUUCCAGGAAUCAACUCCUCCUUCGGUGAUAAGUCCGAGUGGGUCAACAAGCUGAUGGGCAAGAAGAUUAGCGACAUUAGUAAUGAGACAUCCUUUGCAAAGAAAGACCUUCCCGAGACUCACCGGGUAUUGAAGCCAGGUGACAUGAAGACCAUGGACCAUAACCCGAAUAGACUGAAUAUCCACGUUAACGAGGAUGGGGUUGUCCAUGACGUGAACUCCGGGUAGAGCUAA